This is a messenger RNA of Saccostrea cuccullata (small rock oyster), 1631 nucleotides long. Its product is annotated as phospholipid scramblase 2-like. The record is from RefSeq and is a predicted model, not a curated record. Bases 154 to 1185 code for a protein of 343 amino acids. Gene Ontology annotation, biological process: plasma membrane phospholipid scrambling. Gene Ontology annotation, cellular component: plasma membrane. Gene Ontology annotation, molecular function: phospholipid scramblase activity. The transcript is spliced from 13 exons. Lineage: Eukaryota; Metazoa; Mollusca; Bivalvia; Ostreida; Ostreidae.
UAAAUGUAACAAAAAUUAAUAUGGUCUCAAACACGACAACAACGAAUUGAUCUGGAACCCUAAUUCAUAGUGAAUGUAAAUAAACUCCGACCGACAUAUGAAACGGGUGGGCGCUGUCUUAUUAGGCCCAUAUACAAAGGACAAAGAACAAUAAUGGACUCGAAACAACAACCUCCACCUGACUAUUCAGGUCAACAAGGUGGCCCUCCCCCAGCACAACAAGGACCUCCCCCAGGGCAAUAUGGACCUCCUCAAGGGCAAUAUGGGCCUCCCCCAGGGCAAUAUGGAGCUCCUCCAGGGCAAUAUGGGCCUCCUCCAGGGCAGUAUGGAAUGCAGCCUGGUUAUGGACCACCACCUGGUCAGCCAUAUGGACAGAAUGUGCCCCCACCCCCACCAGGAGGGAAUCCCUAUAUAGUUCCCCCUACACCUCCAGGUCUGCAGAAUGUUCAGGUUCAGCAGAUGUGGGUUGCGCGCCCUGAGCCCAUUAUGGGCUGCCCACCUGGGUUAGAAUACUUGACAAUGGUGGAUCAAAUUCUGGUUAAACAACAGAUUGAACUUUUAGAGGCAUUCACUGGAUGGGAAACUGCAAAUAAGUACAAGAUCCUAAACACAAGUGGGCAACAAGUUUACUUUGCAGCUGAAGAAUCUGAUACCUGCACCCGCCAGUGUUGUGGUCCUAACAGAAGUUUUACAAUGCACAUCACAGACAACAUGGGACAGGAGGUGAUCCGAGUUAACCGAGAGUUUAAGUGCUGUGCUGGAUGCCCGUGGUGUGCAUGUGUUGAUGCUUUGGCUCACGAGAUCACCAUUGAAGCACCACCAGGACAGGUGGUGGGAUAUGUCAAACAGGAACAGAGCUGGUGUCCUCCCCGGUACUCUAUACAGGAUGCUAAUCGUCAGGAGAUCCUACAUAUCAGUGGACCUGUCUGUAUGAUUACAGGGCCAUGCUGUCCUAAUGACAUCGACUUUGAUGUCUUGGCUAAAGAUGGAACUACACAAGUGGGAAAGAUCAGUAAGCAAUGGAGUGGAAUGAUGAGGGAGUAUUUCACUGAUGCUGACAACUUUGGAGUUUCUUUUCCCAUGGAUCUAGAUGUUAAGAUCAAGGCGGUUAUGGUUGGUGCAGUGUUCCUCAUUGACUUCAUGUACUUUGAGAACAACCAAAAUAACAAUAAUCACCAUCACUAGUGCUUAGGCAGUUUAAACACUGUAAAAUGGGAAUUAAAUAUCCAGAAAAGAAACAAGAACAUGAAAUCCGAAACCCAGACGUAGCAAAACAGUUAACUUACAUAAAAAGUUGUAUAAUUUGGAGAUAUACAAAACUAGGAGGAAGAUUUUUAGUAGCAUUGUACAGAAAUAAAUGUAGUUUCAAUUUACGUAUAAUUAAAUUUUAGAAAUAGUUAUGAGCUUAAUGUAUUUUAUGUAUUUUAUUAUAAAGAUGUAGAGCACAAUAUAAGCUAAGGAAAGCAUUGUAAAUGUAUUCAUAAAGACUAUCUUUGUUAGAUUAUCUUUGGAGAUUUAUUCAUGACUUACAACAAUAUCAUGAUUGGAGCCCUAUUCUUAAGUUUUCACACUAUGUACCAUUAUUUGACUUUAUUGUAUGACUCCUCAAUUUCUCAACUCUGAUUGGCUGA